AAAGAAGCCCAGCGUUCUCCAGGAUUUUUAUGCAUUCGAUUUCUACAUCUUUUACGUGUGAUCUCUGUGGCUUUAAGAUCCCAUAAGUUGAGUGGGCUCCCCCGUUAUCUAAGAAAAGUUGUUUAAAUGCUUUGCUCUGCAAGCACCAGCAGAGAACUCAUAAAAACGGAAGACAGUAGCAGAUGCAAUCGCGGAUGUGGCUUUAGUCUUUGCAGCUGCCCCAGAGAGCCGUUCAGAGCAGACAGUCCUCAGCAAUGAAUCCAGAAGAGCGAAUCGUGACAUGGCUUAUAUCCUUGGGGGUUUUAGAUUCCCCCAAAAAGACCAUCUGUGAUCCGGAGGAGUUCUUGAAGUCUUCGCUGAAAAAUGGGGUAGUGCUGUGCAAACUGAUCAACAGACUUAGGCCUGGCUCUCUAGAAAAGUUCUGUUUGGAGCCGCAAACCGAAGCUGACUGCCUCAACAACAUCAGUGACUUCCUGAAAGGAUGUACAACCCUUCAGGUGGAGGCGUUUGAUCCUGAGGACCUUUAUGCAGGGGUCAAUUUCUCCAAGGUUCUGAGCACGCUUUUAGCUGUCAACAAAGCAACAGAAGAUCAGCUAUCAGAAAGACCAUGUGGACGUUCCUCUUCUCUUAGUGCUAAUAGUUCUCAGACAAGCCCACAGGGAGCAGUUGUUAGCACAGCUCCAGGGCUGCAGAGGCAGUCAAAGGCAGUGGAGAUGAUGGAAAAUGGAGGCCACCAGUUGAUAGUAAAGGCAAGAUUCAACUUUAAGCAGACUAAUGAAGAUGAACUGUCAGUUUGUAAAGGGGACAUCAUUUAUGUCACCAGAGUUGAAGAAGGAGGCUGGUGGGAAGGCACAUUAAAUGGCAGAACAGGCUGGUUCCCUAGUAAUUAUGUCCGAGAAAUUAAGUCCAGUGAGAGACCCCUCUCCCCCAAGGCUGGCAAAGGAUUCGAAACUACUCCACUUACCAAGAACUAUUAUACUGUGGUGUUACAGAACAUUUUGGACACGGAAAAGGAUUAUGCUAAAGAACUUCAGUCUCUGCUUGUCACUUACUUAAGACCCCUGCAGGCCAAUAACAAUCUGAGUACUGUGGAGUUUACAUCUUUAUUGGGGAACUUUGAAGAAGUAUGCUCAUUUCAACAGACGCUCUGCCAAGCCUUGGAAGAAUGUUCAAAGUUUCCAGAAAACCAACACAAAGUAGGAGGCUGUCUACUGAACCUCAUGCCUCAUUUUAAAUCUAUGUAUCUGGCUUACUGCGCAAACCACCCUUCAGCUGUCAAUGUACUCACACAGCACAGCGAUGAUCUGGAACAAUUUAUGGAAAGUCAAGGUGCGUCCAGCCCAGGUAUCCUCAUUUUAACAACCAGCCUCAGCAAACCGUUCAUGCGACUGGAAAAGUAUGUUACUCUCUUGCAAGAGCUGGAACGCCAUAUGGAGGAUACGCAUCCAGACCAUCAGGAUAUUCUGAAAGCGAUCGUAGCAUUCAAAACUCUCAUGGGGCAGUGCCAAGAUCUAAGGAAGAGAAAACAGCUGGAGUUGCAGAUACUUUCUGAACCUAUUCAGGCGUGGGAAGGAGAGAGUAUUAAAACCUUGGGGAAUGUUCUGUUUAUGUCACAAGUGAUGGUGCAGUAUGGAACAUGUGAGGAAAAAGAGGAGCGGUACCUCAUGUUGUUUUCAAGUGUCUUGAUAAUGUUAUCCGCAAGUCCUCGGAUGAGUGGCUUCAUCUAUCAGGGAAAAAUACCAGUCGCGGGAAUCGUGGUGACCAGAUUAGAUGAAAUCGAAGGCAAUGACUACACAUUUGAAAUCACAGGUAACCUAGUAGAGAGGACUGUGGUCCAUUGCAACAACAGCCAGGACUUCCAGGAAUGGCUGGAGCAGCUGUGCAGACUGAUCAGGGGACCUGCCUCUUGCAGCUCAUUAUCCAAAACAUCGUCGUCCUCUUCUGGUGCUCAUUCCUCUUUUAGCUCUACCGGACAGCCCCGAGGACCCUUGGAGCCUCCUCAAAUUAUAAAACCGUGGAGUUUAAGUUGUCUACGACCCGCACCUCCACUUAGACCAUCAGCAGCACUAGGUUAUAAAGAGAGGAUGUCUUAUAUCUUAAAGGAGUCUAGUAAAAGCCCCAAAACGAUGAAGAAGUUUCUUCAUAAAAGAAAGACGGAAAGAAAGCCAUCGGAGGAGGAGUAUGUGAUUCGGAAAAGUACGGCUGCUCUGGAAGAAGAUGCUCAGAUCCUGAAAGUGAUCGAAGCCUACUGCACCAGCGCAAACUUUCAACAAGGCCAUGGCUCAAGUGCUCGCAAAGAUUCGCUUCCACAGGUCUUACUCCCCGAGGAAGAGAAGCUCAUCAUUGAAGAAACCAGGAGCAACGGCCAGACCAUCAUUGAAGAGAAGAGUCUUGUCGAUACUGUUUAUGCCUUGAAGGAUGAGGUCAAAGAACUGAAACAGGAAAAUAAAAGAAUGAAGCAAUGCCUGGAAGAAGAAUUGAAAUCAAGGAGGGACCUAGAAAAGCUGGUCCGGAGGCUGUUGAAGCAAACUGAUGAGUGUAUUCGGGCCGAGUCCAGUAGCAAGAUCUCCAUCCUUCCAUAACCAUCACUGUGCAGCUGGGCAGAUGUUGCCUUCGGGACAUCUUGAAAUGUCCAGCUUCAAACGCUCUGUUUGCUCACUUCUUCGGUUUUCAUUUUGUAUCAGAGUCAGUCUCUCUUUCUCUCUCUCUCUCUCUCUCUCUCUCUCUCCUUCGCUUUCUCUCUCUGUCUCCCUGUUUGCUUGAGUGUUGGUUGGUUGGUUAUUGGUUGGUUGUUUU
Molecule: messenger RNA, 2796 nt
Organism: Prionailurus viverrinus (fishing cat)
Lineage: Eukaryota; Metazoa; Chordata; Mammalia; Carnivora; Felidae
Gene: ARHGEF6
Product: Rac/Cdc42 guanine nucleotide exchange factor 6
Exons: 22
Coding region: 255-2582 (775 amino acids)
Biological process (GO): intracellular signal transduction
Molecular function (GO): guanyl-nucleotide exchange factor activity; protein binding
Source: RefSeq, a predicted model, not a curated record